Molecule: messenger RNA, 6214 nt
Organism: Anopheles arabiensis
Lineage: Eukaryota; Metazoa; Arthropoda; Insecta; Diptera; Culicidae
Gene: Sur-8
Product: leucine-rich repeat protein soc-2 homolog
Exons: 3
Coding region: 425-2212 (595 amino acids)
Molecular function (GO): protein phosphatase 1 binding
Source: RefSeq, a predicted model, not a curated record
GAAUCCGCUCAGUGAGAAGAUUCUCCUUUGACAGCAGGCCCAAUUUUCAAAACGUAGGAAAGCAUCAUCAGCGAAAAAGUGACGAGAAUUCGCGUUCCGACCUUAUCCGCACCUGCCAAUUCUGUACCAGUCCAAUGAUAAUUGUGUGUGCCGCAGGAACAUUUGUGUGUGGUGCUGAAUCACCGUCGCAAUAGAAUCGUCGCCGUAGGAUUUGAUGGUGUUGUGAGCUGCACAAUUUACAUUUGCCGAAACCAGUUCCGACAAGUUUUGAAGUGACUCUGGUUAAGUGGAUCAAAUCAGCUGUUCGUCUGACUCUAAAUCUGUCCGUGCGUACGGCGGUGACGGCGGUUGCGUUUCGUUUGCAUUCUAAAACGACUGAAAACCGGGAUCAUAUUGCAUUGUGCUGUUGAGUGGAACGCGCGGCAUGAAUUUGAGCAGCUCCGGUGGAGGCGGUACCGGCACCUCAGCGAACACUUCUGGCAGCAGCGGCGGUAGCGGAGGCUCCUACUCGGCCGUCGGAGGCGGCAGUGUUGGUGCCGGAGGUAGCAGUGCAAACAGCGCCAGCGUUAGUGCGGCAACAGGUAGCGGAGGGUACGGUAGCGGCAGUGGAGGAUCGGGCAGCGAGAUGCCUGCGGAAAUUAUUCGCCCAAAGGUUGUGACGGUGAAGCACCCGGAAUCGAACAAACCGAAACCGACCACCAAGAAGGGAAAAGCGAUACAAGCCGAUGUGGACGUCAUCAAAGAAUUCCAGCGCUGCAAGGAGGAGAACAUUCAGCGGCUGGAUUUGAGCAAAUCCUCCAUCACGGUCAUACCGGCCUCGGUUAAAGACUGCACGAGCUUGGUCGAGUUCUAUCUGUACGGAAACAAGAUCUCCUCGCUGCCCCCGGAGAUUGGAUGUCUGGCGAAUCUGAAAACGUUGGCGCUGAACGAGAAUUCCCUUACGUCGCUACCUGACUCGCUGCAAAAUUUAAAGCAACUGAAAGUGCUCGAUUUGCGGCAUAAUAAGCUGUCGGAUAUACCGGAUGUGAUUUACAAGCUGCACACAUUAACUACACUCUAUCUGCGCUUCAACCGAAUCCGUGUCGUAGGAGACAAUCUGAAGAAUCUAAGCAGCUUGACGAUGCUUAGCUUGAGAGAGAACAAGAUUCACGAGCUACCAGCAGCAAUCGGUCAUCUAGUGAAUCUGACGACAUUGGACCUUUCGCACAAUCACCUGAAGCAUCUGCCCGAAGCGAUUGGCAAUUGCGUUAACCUAACUGCACUGGAUCUGCAGCAUAACGAUCUACUGGACAUACCGGAAUCGAUAGGUAAUUUGUCGAACCUGAUGCGACUCGGGUUGCGCUACAACCAGCUGACGUCAAUUCCAGUGUCACUGAAAAACUGCACGCAUAUGGAUGAGUUCAACGUGGAGGGGAACGGCAUCAGCCAGCUGCCGGAUGGGUUGCUAGCUAGCUUAAGCAACUUGACCACAAUCACUCUAUCGCGCAAUGCGUUCCACAGCUAUCCAUCUGGCGGCCCAGCCCAGUUUACGAACGUGACAAGCAUCAAUCUGGAGCACAAUCAGAUCGACAAGAUACAGUAUGGAAUAUUUUCCCGUGCCAAAGGACUAACUAAGCUGAACAUGAAGGAGAACGCGCUGACUUCGCUACCGCUCGACAUCGGUACCUGGACCCAGAUGGUGGAGCUAAACUUCGGUACCAACUCGCUGACGAAGCUUCCGGACGACAUACACUGCCUGCAAAACCUGGAGAUUCUCAUUCUAUCGAACAACCUGCUGAAGCGAAUACCAAACACGAUAGGCAAUCUGAAGAAGUUGCGCGUGCUCGAUCUCGAAGAAAAUCGGCUAGAGUCGCUGCCGUCGGAGAUCGGGCUGUUGCACGAUUUGCAGAAGUUGAUACUGCAGUCGAACCAGCUGAGCGCACUACCACGCACAAUCGGUCAUCUGACAAACCUGACGUACCUGUCGGUCGGGGAAAACAAUCUGCAGUUCCUGCCGGAGGAGAUCGGCACGCUGGAGAACCUGGAAUCGCUCUAUAUUAACGAUAAUCCAUCGCUAAUUAAGCUACCGUACGAGCUGGCCCUGUGCCAGAAUCUUGCGAUUAUGAGCAUCGAAAACUGUCCGCUGUCGGCCCUUCCACCAGAGGUAGUCAGUGGGGGUCCAAGUCUCGUCAUACAGUACCUCAAGCUUCAUUCGCCAUACCGACAAAUGUGAUUUGCUAGCAAAACGAUCGCUCUUUGCCGCGAGCAUUGCGUGUGUAGUGCUUUCCAUGCGUAUAGAUUGUGGAUCGCGCCGUACCCGUCGUUAUCCUUUUCGGCCUAGCCGUCGAUAUUGUGUUUAAUGUUGUGAAACCACCCCCCUCCCAAACCAAAACCACGCCACGGAUGGAAAUCACAUUUAAAAUAGCAUAAAAAGUAAACGAAAUGCACAUACGAGAAGAAAAAAAAAACACACACACAAAAACACAAAACAAAUUCAAUCAAUGUGAUUAAAAUAAAGCUUUAAUGUUAUUGCUUAUUAAACAAACAAAAAACAAAAAAGGAAUACACAAAGCAUACGACAGCGUGGACGUCAAAUUAGCGCUCAGUGCAGAAUGUAACGGCAAUGCGGUAUUUAUGAACACUCUAUUCAUCAAAACGAACCGCGACCGAUAAACAAACAAAAUACUUCGUUAUUGUUUCAUAAACUGUUAACUGAAAUUGUGUGUGCGAAUGGAAAUGCUCUCGAGUCGGUCUCCUUUAGUGUUGUGUUUUACAUGUUUUACGGCGUGCACGAACGACUAGUUGUCUUUUCCCUUUCUGGAAACAGUGAAAACAAGAAGAAAUGUGACAAUAGUGGCAAAAGCAGACGCGCAAUGAACGACAGUAUUUAUUGGAUGGAAUUUUUAAAUUGCGAUACACCUACAUUUGAAGUGAUAGUUUGCUGGAGAACCACAUAUUAUUGUGCUUGCACGAGACUUUCGAUUGGGAUAUGAUGGAAUUGCUACAAGUAGUUACAAUUUCGACUUCUUGAUUGAGUUCCCCGAGUUUCUACCUAAUUAUAAUACAAAAAUCAAUACCCAGGAAAAAUAUCUUUCGAAUGCAUAAUUUACACAUACAACUUGCAAAAGGAACCGUGAUUUUAUUUAAAAAAUAUUAUGUGUAUGUGCGAUAUUUAAAAAAAAUCACUAGCGUCUAACAACUUGAACGAUUUAUUUGAUGUUUUAUUAUAUUUGAUGAUUUCUUUUUGAAUGCGGAUUAUUAUCAUCAAUGUUAUUAUUAUGAGAAGAUGUGAAAAUCAUGAAGCAAAGAUGGUAUAGAUUUUAUUCGGCAUAACUAUCAAAGUAAUUCCUACAGUGAUAAGGUCGAUCUUGUUUUAUAAUAUUUUAUUCGUUAAAAAAAACCUUCUAUAAUCCCAUAGUUAUUUGGUAAAUUUUCUUUGUUCGGUACAGUAUUUGCGAAAAAAAGAGUGGUUGGCAAGAAAUGAUUUUAUGAAUGUUAUUUUAAAAAAAUAGUUUGAUAAGCGAUAAUGUAUCAUUUCUUGUAAUUGUAACAUUAUUCAUGGCAAUAUGAGGAUUCCGGAAUACAGAUUACUGCAACGAAUUUAAAGCUUUUGAACGUUAAUGUGAAUGGAUAGUAGAAACGUUAAACGAAGGAACAAAAACAUAAAUAUGUCUUUUGAAUGAUGCGUACGCUAAAAAGUAACGUUUGUAUAACUUGUAUGAGUUUGGGAGGUGCACUCUCGCGAGACUCAUUGAUUUGACUAUGCGCUUUUAAAAGCGAAUUGUGACCAUUUCAAACUUUUGUUUGCGAAUAUCCGUUGGAUCGUCAUUUUAAUCUAGUCAUUAAAAAACAAUAAAUUUGAUUAUUUUAGUUACACAGUGUGGUGUGACCUGAGGCUAAAUAGUAAAGAUUAAGUGUAAACGAAAAAAAAACUAAGAUAAAAAUAUCUAUGACAAAAAAACGAAACAUUUAAAAGAAGUUAGCAAACACAAACACAGUUUAAGCAGCUCAAACAGUUUAACAAUCUGGUACCCAGAAAUCAGUUAAAACAACGUAGAGUGGAAUGCGUAAAUGGCCUAAAUAAUUAAAUGUAGCGAUGAAAAAAUAAUACUAAAGAAGCUAAAUGAACAGUAGAAAACACGACACAAAAAAGAAAACAUGCGCUAACAUUAUAAAAAUAAAAUAACGUGUACAUUGAAAGGAUUGUGUGCAAAUGAAGCGAAACUUCCUUACACAACAAAAAUGUAAAACAUGACGUAAAAAUAUCAGUUUAAAUGUUACAAAAAUACGACGAUGCACGCAGGACAACAACACAGGUUGAUCUCUAACUAUCGUUGAGAUUUACAAACAAUACGCGUAGAUCAUACAUACAUCGGAUUGCUAUGGUAAUGUAAUGUCACAAACAAAUAGAUCCGCUGUAUCGUGUUAUAUAUAUAGCGUGUGUUCGUCAAAGAUCGAAUUUAACAGAAAAAAAUAAAGGAAUUGACAUUUUUAAGUACGAUACAUCAUAAAAAGCAUGAAUGUCAUUCCAAUUGGCAAAACAAAAAAAAAAUGGGAAACGUUAGUGAAAAGUGUUUUGAAAAGUUCUCCUUGCUGCACAACACACACUAUUAUAUGAACACGUACACACUGUUGUUCCCUUGCUCAACUUUCGUGUUUCAUAAUCAUACUCAGUUGAAAGCUUAUUCUUACAAGUGCCAUAUGUAUUGUUUACGUGUGAGCAAGCGGAAUGAAUUUUGACGUUACAGAUGAUUUCAAUCGAUAUUUUAAUUGAUUUCAAAUACAAUACACUGCAUAUUUGCAUGUAUGUUUUUGCCACAUCCGAUGUCCAAAAAAGUCUUUGGAGCAUAGCAUGGCAUUACAGGGAUUUUCGAGGGCUCUGGUAAUUUUGGGACAUUUCUUUUGGAUCUUUUCUUCUGGGAAGUGAACAUAAUACGACGGGUCUUGUAAAUCCAGUGCAUGAGAAAUUCCACUCGGAUUUCAAAUGAGCCUGCCCCAAAAGGGUACGGUAUAGUCCAUUUACCAAAAGAAAAGGUCAACAAAAUGUCCCAAAUUUAUCAGAAUCCCUGAAAACUCCGCGUAAUAUGGUGGACAUGUUUGUACUGCAAGGCGGAAGAAUGGGGGAAAAAACAAGAUGUGGAUGUUGGAAUAGCCCGUACACCAUCUUUUAUUAUUAACAUUAACGUGGAAUAUGUACGGAAGGAACAUAAUAUAACAAAAAAGAUACUAACCUAGAAGUGUAGCACAUAAGAUUAACACAGACACACUAAAUGUAUAAAAUAUGCUGAGAGCAACCGAUUAUAUUUAAAUUUAUAUGUAAUGCGAACCAUGAGUACGCAUGAUCAUGAUAUAAUAUGAUUUGAUAUAGAAAUAUCAGCAUGUAUUUUACUAGCCCAAGCGAGGGCCGGGGAAUCUAGAACAGGAGCCAGUAAAAGCGAGCGAAAGUAGAUGAAAAUACGAAAAUACGCACACAGACAAAACACAAAAGCAUUCUGAUUCAACGUAGUAGCAAAUACUACGCCAGGAGAUGGUGGAAAAUAGCAUUUGAAUUGUGAGAGACAGUAUCGCUAAUCAAUGCGAGGCAGCAGCAGCUCGGUCGUAUGUAUAGAAAAAAAAGCAAAUUUAGUAGUGAUCCUCGGAUCCCCGCGGAACCCCCCACGGCAUGUCAAACAUGUGUCAUAUAUAGUACAUAUAUUUAGCAUUCGUGAAAAGUAUAAUUAUAAAAUCACUACAAACACAGGGCUUCUCUAGUGACAGGGUUGUGAAUCAGCCCGUAAGUGGUAGGAAACGCAGAAGUAACCGACUACAACUUUAGUUCAUAUGAAUAGCUAUGAAAUAUAUCUGGCAAACGAAUAUUAGAGUAUGAUACCAAAAUAAAGCAAAAACAACAUAACAAAAGUACAGCGAAAAAAUGGUUGCAAAUUUGAAUGUUAAGAACAAUGGACGCGCUCGUUUAGAGAGACAGUAAGAGAAGCAAGACAAAAUUAAUAUCGACAGUCUUGUGUUCAAACGCGGUGUUAGAUUUCAUAGCAUUAUAUGGCGAAGUUAACGAGAAACAACAUUUAUUAUCCUUUUCUAUUUUUCUUCUUCUUCUUUAUGAUUUGAAAAUGUGAGCUCCUGUUGAUUGAAACGUUGUUAGACCCAGACGAAGAGCUAGCAUUAUAGGGGUUUACAGGGGUUCACCUAAUUUUGGGACACCUUCGUUACUUUUUCUUAUAGGAAGUGAACUUUUUUA